AUGCUCUCGGACGUAAAUUCGGGUAGAAGCAUUCGAGGCUCCGCUAACAAGAGGAUCACAGCGCCAAGUAGAUCAGAACACAGGUCGCAGGAAUCAACACCCUACCCGUCAGCCACUCCCAGAGAGGCGACCCGCCGCCCCCAACCAUCAGGUGAUACAAGAGGCUGCAAAGGGCGACCAAACAACGACCAGGACGACCAAACAACGACCAAGACGACCAAACAACGACCAGGACGACCAAACAACGACCAGGACGACCAAACAACGACCAGAACGACCAAACAACGACCAGGACGACCAAACAACGACCAGAACGACCAAACAACGACCAGGACGACCAAACAACGACCAGGACGACCAGAACGACCAAGACGACCAAACAACGACCAGGACGACCAAACAACGACCAGGACGACCAAACAACGACCAGAACGACCAAACAACGACCAGGACGACUUAAACAACGACCAGAACGACCAGGACGACCAAACAACGACCAGGACGACCAAACAACGACCAGAACGACUAAGACGACCAAACAACGACCAGGACGACCAAACAACGAUCAGGACGACCAAACAACGACCAGGACGACCAAACAACGACCAGGACGACCAAACAACGACCAAGACGACCAAACAACGACCAAACAACGACCAAACAACGACCAGGACGACCAAACAACGACCAGGACGACCAAACAACGACCAGGACGACCAAACAACGACCAGGACGACCAAACAACGACCAGGACGACCAAACAACGACCAAACGACCAAUGACCAUUGCGACCUGGACUCCCCCCCCCACUUCCGGCUGCCCUUCUAG
Messenger RNA from Procambarus clarkii (red swamp crayfish), 828 nucleotides. The record is from RefSeq and is a predicted model, not a curated record. NCBI's taxonomy places the organism in Eukaryota, Metazoa, Arthropoda, Malacostraca, Decapoda, Cambaridae.